This is a messenger RNA of Trematomus bernacchii (emerald rockcod), 965 nucleotides long. RefSeq names its product unconventional myosin-VI-like. NCBI's taxonomy places the organism in Eukaryota, Metazoa, Chordata, Actinopteri, Perciformes, Nototheniidae. Gene Ontology annotation, molecular function: microfilament motor activity; actin filament binding; ATP binding. Gene Ontology annotation, cellular component: actin cytoskeleton; ruffle; myosin complex. The record is from RefSeq and is a predicted model, not a curated record. Gene Ontology annotation, biological process: endocytosis; inner ear auditory receptor cell differentiation; inner ear morphogenesis.
GUGUGACGUCACGGGGCCGGUUUCCCAGGAUCUCUGCGGGAGAAGGAGCUCUGCAGGGCGGGGGAAAAGAGAGGAGAGGAGACACCCUGGAGAACCGGAGAUAUACCGGGAUAAAAACAACAUUCAUACCUGUAAACAAGUCCUGGGAGUUCACGCUCAAACGAGAGUGGAGCGAUGGACGAUGGGAAGCCGGUCUGGGCGCCGCACCCAGCGGACGGGUUCCAGCUGGGAACCAUCGUGGACAUCGGAGCCGACAGCCUCACCAUCGAGCCUCUCAAGAAGGGCAAGCCCUUUGUGGCUGCUAUCAACCAGGUGUAUCCUGCGGAGGACGACGUCAACAAGCAUGUGGAGGACAACUGUUCUCUGAUGUACUUGAAUGAAGCGACGCUGCUGAAUAACGUCAGAGUGAGAUACAGCAAAGAGAAGAUCUACACGUUCGUAGCUAACAUCCUGAUCGCAGUGAAUCCGUACUAUGACAUCCCGAAGCUUUACUCACCGGAAACCAUCCAGAAGUACAGAGGAAGAUCUCUGGGAACUCUGCCACCUCAUGUUUAUGCUAUAGCUGAUAAGGCGUACAGGGACAUGAGGGUCCUGAAGAUGAGUCAGUCCAUCAUCGUCUCCGGAGAGUCUGGAGCCGGGAAGACGGAGAACACCAAGUUCGUGCUCAGAUAUUUAACAUCCUCGUACGGGACGGGUCAGGACAUCGACGAGAGGAUAGUGGAAGCCAAUCCGCUGCUGGAAGCUUUCGGGAACGCCAAAACGGUCCGAAACAACAACAGCAGCCGCUUCGGGAAGUUUGUGGAAAUCCACUUCAAUGAGAAGAACACGGUGGUGGGGGGCUUCGUGUCUCACUACCUGCUGGAGAAGUCGAGCGGAUCUGCAGGCAGGGUCCGGAGGAGAGGAACUAUCACAUCUUCUACCGCCUCGUGUGCCGGAGCCUCGGAGGAGAUCAGAGAGAAAUACCA